AGACAGCAAAACAAAAACUCGUUAACGUAUGCCUAACAAAACAUGGUAUCCCUAGGUAGCUUUGAUUAUCGACAUUCUGAUUCGACAUAACUCUCACUAUUCAUCAUAAUCUAAAAAAGCUGCCCAAAAAGCUGCAAAAGAGGAAGAACUUGUUCCUGUUACAACAAGCACUGUAAGAGCAAUACAGUAAUAAAAAGAAUUGAGACUUGAUAAAUCAAACUCGCAUCGCAGCCAUGACGUUUUCCAAUGUGAGCCUGUGCUACAUGGGCGCUCCAGUCGUGAUCCAGGUUUUGCUCCUGCUGCAUACGGUGAUUAACAACUGCUCCUUAGUAGCUGCCGAUCCACAGUACCAGCAGUCUAGUACUCCUAGUACUCCAGUGCCUGUCGGAAAAAUCGGAAGCAAGUCGUUUCUUUCGAUUGCUUCACUACCACAAGAUUUUGGCGAGGUGCCAUCCGCGGCGCAGUGCCGAAACAACCCCGGGUGUGUAUUGACAGGAAAAAUCCCCCCUCCCCAUAUUGAAAAGGUACGUUUCCAAGAAUUUGUGUUGCGGAUUUGAGGUCACAAAUCACGUCUGUCUUGCAAGAAGACAAGGGCAGAAGCUUCCGCCCCAUUAUGGAAGCGGUUUGUCAUGCUGUUGGGCCUAAAGGGGGGCCGUUUGCCAUGCUGCACUACUAGACCCAUACGCCCCUACCUAGCCUGGGGAUCUGGCCGCAGUGCCUCUCUGCAAUACAAAGCUGAUUUGUGGCCACAAAUCAGCAUCACAAAUUUCCGUUUUGAUAUGGGGAGGGGGGACUUUUCAUUUUGAUAAUGUGUCGCAGUGGGUCUCACGGGAGACAACGCUUGCUGUCCGGUCAACGGAGUGUUUCUCGUAGCCUGUGCGAAAACGUUUUUAUCAUCCCCCGACUGUGGCCUGUUUGUGAAGAUGAACAUGAUGUAUCAACAUAAUAUUGCAUGAGCAUGAUAAGAUGCUUAAGUAAUAUGCAUAUGGACAUGGAGGAAUAGAACGCGAUUUUGUGUCGUGCAGUGAUAUGAUGCAUUCUCCUACGAGGACGAGAAGGUCUUGUUUUCUAUUUUGGUGUUUCCGUAUGGUGCUUGUCAGGUGCAGCGUAGACACGACGUAUAAUCGCGCCAGAACUCCUUGAUUUGUAUCACUGCAGAUGAAGGAAGAAGAUGAUGGUGAACUCACACCUGUUUCUCUUUCUCGGCCACUGGUGGGUAAUAGAAGCGUUUUUUAUUUCCCUAGGAUAUCUCGCCUGCUGCAAUCAUCCGGGCCCCGCACCGGGUCCUCCAGUCCCGCCACCAGCCCCGCCGGUGCCGCAACAGCCGCCCCAGCCGGCCGGGCCGUUGCCAGACGAGAAAGAUACGAUUGCCACGAUCUCAUUGAACGUACACGACCACAGUGGAAUAGUGGCUGAGCAAAUUACCAUGCUGAAGCAACUGAUCGGGCUGCAGCCGAACCAGUAUCCUAGAAAAAGCCACCAUGAUGAUCCCUAUUAAUUAAGUACCUUCACAAAAUGCGAAAACACAUGAAAAUGGAAAUGCAAAUGUAGGAGCUGCCUACUAUGUAGAAAUAUGCGCACUGCAAAAGCAUAGAGGGGGGGGUCAGGGUGAUUUUCUCUGCGAUAACCUGGUCGCGGAUUUCAUUGUGUUUCAAGAAGCGAACUCCUACAUGAAUCUAUCUAAAAAGAAAAUUGCCUGCAAGCAUAGCGCAGUACUCAAAUGAAUAUCAAAGGAAUAGUACGACAGACAGGAGCUGCAGCGCCACUUUCUCACAUCAACAUAAAGAGAUAUGCGAUGCUGAGCCAGCUUCUCGUGCCCUUCUUAGCCCCAUUAGCAUGUAGAUGAUAUUAGUAGUAGAAGACCACUGGUGUGCACCAAGGGUGUGCUAUGCUUUCGCUUUUUUCUCCGUGAUACGGCAUUGACCAAGUUCUCAACGGAGCCACGGACGACAAAAACGUCUGGGCCCUGGACCGCACCAGCCGGUUGAAGGAUCCGACCAAGACCCCGGUGACCGCCUGUGCAUACGUCUAUCCCGCAACGUGCCCACCCGCCACCUCCUGCGUCGGCGUCCGGGGCCCGCCCGGAGACUGCACCUGGUGGCAGGUGCAAGGAAUCGCGAUUGCGUACAACCAGAAGCGGUGGAACUUGGUGCCUGACAGUUUCUACGGCGUUCCCGUCGAAGAGGGAUAUGACGACCGGUACGGCCAACGGCGGUCGAUCGCAGUCGCGCGCUUCGUGCGUCGCGAAGAUCCCGAACGGUACAUUACGGUCUCCACGAUCCAUGGGCCUCUACCAAAUCGACAACUGAAAUGGGGCGAGAUUGAAGACAUUAUUGUCGAGCACGCGUUCGAUGGUACCACUACCACCAAAGGACCCGCGGGGCAGCUCCCGAAAUUGAACAUUUUUGCGGGCGAUUGGAAUGACCUCGUGGCUCGCAAGUAUGAGCUGAGAGCCAACGUUAACGCCGUUGUGGCGAACUCCUUCUGGGCGUACGAUGGCGCAAAAGACCCCGAGCCGAUAAUGACCGGCUUCGACAAUAUGCUAGUCGCGACGCCACGAAAUCUUCCCUCUGGGUGGACUCCAUCGGAGUUAUCUCAGUGCACAACCCCCUCUCCUGGGCCCCCUCAACAUUGGUCAUGUUGCACAAUACCAACAAGACCACAUAAUUUAUCAGAACCCCGAACAGUGCUGCAACAAUCCGUGUGCGGAUUCGACGUCAUGUGAAUGCUACUUGAUACAAGAGGACUGGGUUGUUUUAUUCUCCUGCAGCUACUGGUCGUGCGUUUAUUGUUUAAGUAUUCACCUGAGGGGAACUACAAGGGGGAGUUGUGCACAGUCACACGGACGGAUCUGGAAGCACUUUGUGGUUAACGUCGCGGCCACGGAUCACACCAUCACCAGUGCGAUGAUAGAGAUCACAAAGUAAAAAUGUCGCCAGCACCGGUGCUGACUUCGAAGAUAGGCCUGCGCACAUCAAACACAUUUCUCAUACGACGAAGGACGUCCAGGGAUAUAAUGUUAAUGGGAGAGAGACAGUUCUUUAUAGUGCUUUUCACAAUCUCUUGCUGGUUUUCAUUGAUCGUCUUCAUCUGAAUGUCAGCAUCAAUCACCGCCGUGACUUCGCAGUAAAUCAGUUCGAGCACCGAAAUUGAAAUAUCAAGUCGUCGAGAAGUCGCAGAAUAUCAUUGCUGACGAGAUGAUCAUUACGUACGUUUAUGAGCCUAUCGUUCUUGGUUUUGGCGCGUCCACCUGGUGCUGAAGGUCGGAUAAUCUCGCAGCUUUUUCACUGGUUUUACCAAUUCUAGUCAUUGUUAUGUAUGAUGUACUCUACUUAGGCUCUUGCUAGUUUGUAGCAGUCCGACUGCUCAGAAUCAUACAGCACUUUUUUCCCAUGUUGGAAAAGAGAAAAAAGCACUCCGCCACUUCCCGUUCUUCCUGGGAGAUCGUGGUUUUUUUUUUCCUUUUCGUGUUUGUUCACGCCUGAAAAGAUUUCUCUGGGUGUGCUAACAAAAAGUGAUGAAUUAUUCGUACAACUACUCCCAGUUUCGACGUAUAUUCUGCAGGUAACAGAAUUCCUAUUCUAGCAGAAGUUUUGAUGAAAUACCAGCAUGGCUGCGCUGCUCAAUGAUAGGACAGCUUUUAGUUUUACCGACGUGGUAAAUUGGAGACGAGGCGGGCCUUGCUCAAGGAUUUGAGGACAAAAACCAUCUCGAUCAUUUGAUGAAAAAAGAUAGCGAUGAAUUUUUAUCAAGAAUAAAGAUGAGCUUUAUCCAAUAGAAGUAAAAGCGCAAACCAC
Molecule: messenger RNA, 3797 nt
Organism: Amoebophrya sp. A120
Lineage: Eukaryota; Dinophyceae; Syndiniales; Amoebophryaceae
Source: the annotation of a GenBank genome assembly